GAGUCCAGACGAUGCUGGUAUCAUAGCUUUAGACCUCAACGAUUACUGGGUGCGACGACGACGACAACGAGGCACAACCCUCCUCGCGCCGCCAGCGUCUGCUUCUGUCACCACUUUCUGUUGCCUCGGCGACGAGCGCCGUCUAGAUUUGUCGAAUUCGUUCCUGCAUCAGAGAUGGGUCCGUAAGUUUGUCUGGGCCCGUUGCAACCGGCAGCAUUCAAGUUUGCUUCGUGCCGGUGAAAAUUUCUACUCCGGAUGCAGUUACUAGACUCGGACCGUUUCUACAGAGGUUAUUGUUAUGAUUGCCAGUUUCGGUGGGUGAAAUCUGAAGUAUUGAGUGAAGGUGGGAGUGGCGAUGGGUAUGGCGCAGGAAAUCGUUAAGUUGUCAACUUGGGACUGUGAGAACAUUCUUCGAUCACGCCUGGUGUGGCAGGUGGAGAUUUGAGCCGUGGAAUUGAGAGGUUCGAGGUCAGGUUUUUGUUCCCUGAGAACAGGUUAUUAGGUGUGUGUGCGGAUACUCCUCAUUCCGGGUGUGUCGCAGUGAAUUCAGCCUCCUUCAGUAAGCGAAGUGCGUUCAGAUGAACAAGGGCUGGCUUUAAGGGUGCUGCUGAAGUUUUAUAGCGAAAGACUUGAUCAUCGGAGUGCUGAGAAGCGAUGAAUCUGGCGGUCGAGGUCCGAAUGUUGUGCAAUUGCUCUCGUGCACGUGGAUAUCCCAGGUUGAUGAUUGUGUCCAGCGCGUGAGCGUGGCAAUCGAUCGACACGGUAAGGUACUCUGCAGCCUUCAUGUCGAAGAGACCGUUAAUUCUCUUCAAAACGAGUGCUCGAAACUUUAUAUGUGGGAGAAUGAUUUGGGAAUUAGUCGCUUGUAACGCGGAGAAAUUCUCAGUAUUGAUGCCGCUCAUGUGUAGCGUUUGAGUUUUACUGUGCGUUUCCUUCUAUACGUAGCCAUGGAGAGGCGAAAGGGAGAUGUGAAGAGGAGGACUUCAAGCAGAAAGCAACGAGCUAUCUUGAAUGUUCGACAGGAAUCCGUGCGUGCGAAAGAGGAACGCCUCAGUAGCACCGCUCACUCUACUAGCUUGAAUGCUAAUGGAGGAGAGCUUCCGCUGUCCGACUUUCCUACCCAGUUAAAGGACUCGAGUCUUAACAGUCGAAACGCUCGUGUCAGGAGCGAUGUCAGCGUCGAUGUUAAUCUAGGAAAAGAGGAUUGUAGAUGGCCUCUAAAAUGCACAGAAGUCGCCACCUGGGCAAGUAGCUUCCGCUUUGAGCUCGACACACAAGAUGGCCAGAAGGUGCAGGCAAUGCUAGAGGAGGAUGCAUGCGACUCCAGAAGGAAAACUGGCGACGAGAAUUCGAAGGAGACUUUAGGCGGAAGUUUCCGGUUUAGGAAUAGAGUUUUAGAGCUGAGUGGACACCCUGUUGGGUUUCUGAAACCGCCGAGGCAGUUGGAGGAAGCUUUAAGCGCCGACAGAUUUCCUGCAUGUGCCAUGACCAAUGUGCACUCUACGAAUGCAGAGCAAGCACGGGAUGAAUUGGAAUCGAGAGACGGUUGGGAAUUGGCGCAGGCCAAGACACGCAACAGCCUGCAUGUCGCCGUAAGUGUGCCAAACUCGCCGGUUAUGGGGACGAAUCAGCGAAAACUCGGUGAUUUUAAAUCUCGUCCGUCCACCCCAGGGUUAGUGUCAGCUGAUAUGGUAAGCUACCAGGAGGAGAUGGCCAUAAUGGCUGUCGAGAGAGAUGACCUCCAGCACAAGCUCAAGUCAAGUACGCAAUUGCUGAAAGGGAUCGACUCUGGGGAAAAUUCUGACUCCACCCCAGUCAAGGAGCACCUGGUUCCAAGAAAAUCUCGAUGCAGCCAACAGGGGAACGAGUUUGGUGAGCUAGACAUCAUGCCGAUUGCCAUCAGGAGGAGAAUGAAGGAUGGUGAAUCACAGUCGUCCAGACCAACUCGCAUCAGUUCUUCCAGACUUUCACAAGAGCAGGCGAUCGCUCCAAUGUCAGUGAGGUCCAGAAAUGGCUCCGUACAAGAGCAGAUUGUUAGCAUUCGGAAGCAAUUCCUAGAUACGGUGGAGAAUAUCAACAUCCCUUCUGAUGACCACUCACCUUCCUUUUCGGCUGCUAUACCAUUCAAGUGGGAGGUGGAGCCUGGUAAGCCCAAGACCGACGCCGCCACCGAAAAGCGUGUAAAGUAUCACAAACAGCAUAAACAGGGGACACCGAGGAGCAACUGUUUGGAAUCUGAAUUGCACUCUUCGCAGAGAGCUGAUGAAAAAUUAAUUGGUUCGCAAGAUUGUGGGAUUGGCAAUGACUAUGGCGACAAUAGGUGCACCAGCAGCCAUCGAUUCUAUGAUGCAGCGGAUUCGUUAGGACAUUCGAGACAAUCGAGCUUGGGACACUCGAGCAGAAGGUAUGACUCGAGGGUAACUGGCAUUGACCUGGAUGGAUCUGCAGCGUCAAAGUUUUUAGUUGAACAGUAUGAUACACCCUUGGGCACCCCUAGCAAAUAUGUGUCGUCGCCUUCAAUUGCUGUGCCUUUCGAGUGGGAGGAUGCCCCAGGGAAAGCCAAAGUGGAGUCUAGUCUCGCAGCACAAAGCUCUAAAACGCUGCAGCUGCCUCCUCGGCUCGCAGCCCCCUACUCCUACCGCAGCGCGGAAAGCCUUUCUCGGGAGCUUCGGGCUUCCCACCCUGGCUUAGCCGGAUUCUUCGCGCCCUGCUUGUCAUCAUCGGCACCGGUCCUGAGGCAGAGUGAUCGUGUGCUAGUGCAGUAUACUUCAAGUAAAAGUCUACCUCCAAGGUUGCCACCACAAGCCAGUCCACCCGAACAGCGCCGACGACGCCAUGGUCUCGUUGGUCGCUGCAUUUCUAUACCUCAAGAAGGAUGCCAAGUCAGAGUUAUCAAAUCUUUCAUCGAAGAUUCAUUCAAUGACAAAGUUCCAUAUCCUGAUAGCUCCAAUAAGGCAGUUGGUGAUGCACCAUCGACCGCCAGUUCACCAGGUCUGAAACUUGGAAGUUCGAUCAGCGCAGAGACCACACACUCUCCAUUACGGACACAGAGGGGCAGAAACCGUUAUGCCCCCCCAUCACCCACGAGCAUCUUGUGUGGUCCAGACGAGAGCAGCAGCCUCACCUCAACUUCAGCGUCCAACACUAAUUUCUCGAGUGGAGAUAUGGAGGAUUUUAAUGGACAAAAACACCGUUCAGCGUCCCAAUCUGAGUCCAAAUCGAGCUCCUCUUACGGGUCCAUUGAGGAGGGUUUCCCAGAAACAGUGAGUCCUUCGUGCAGCGCCUUGCAUACUCCACAUUCCUCUUGCCGUCAACGUUCUGCAGUGGACUCCUCCGGAAAAGGGCCCUAUUCCUGCAGGACGAGAGGACCUCUGGAUGCCAUGAAUAAACUCGUAGACAAGAACAAAAGCCAGGGACUGCAUGCAACAACCCAUAGCUCGGAGGUUUGCUCUCCUACAGCAACAAAAUAUUUCCAAUCCCGAGAGAUUACUGAAGCUGCGAUAGCUACCACAACAUCGACAUCUACUGAGGACAACUCUUGUCUGCUUGACAAACGGAGAGCACCAACUUCAAGUGGAUACCUCAAUUGCGAAGGCGAGCCGCUUGCUAUCAAAGUUCUACCCACUAUUCAAUCACUGCUGCAACUAGACAUCCCGAAUUCCAAUGAGAAAGGGUCUUCGAUGUGUCCGCCGAGGCUUCCCUACACAAUGCCAGCUGGUGCAAUCCAAGUUCUCUCCUCCGCCAGAAAAUCUGCCAGAGAACAGCUCAUUCAACACCCCAGUCCUCGAUUUCUGGAGUACUUAGGAAGACGGCUAGGCUCAUGCCACAAAUCGGGCAGCAACAGCCCUAACCCAGCACAACGAGAAAGGUACAUGAUUUCCUGCCAUAGAUUUGCGGAAGUGUCUCCAUCCUCGGAACAUGCAAAUUCCAUAGGAUUUUUGUCACCGGGGGUAAAUCUUGAGGCUCAGCAACGGAACGAGAAGACGCCCCAACCCAAGACGGAACCUGCUAGAUCUCGCCGACGAGCUCGAUUCAUGUCGUCAAUUGGCAAGGCCCUCAAGCGCAUUCUCAAAAGACAACGGCGACGUAAGGCCAUUGAGCCCCCGAGUGUAUAUCGCAAUGGACCUGCCCUCACAACUCAAUCUUCCAAGCUCAAUUGAGACACAGACGUCUCAGACCUGGAGACUCAGCAAGGCUCGAUCAUCUCCGUAUGCUACUGCACAAAUCCGGCGUGAAUUAAACAUGGUUCAUUAUGCUGUCUGCUGGAGACUUCCGCUUCCUCAUCUGGAAGUUCAAUAACACAGCUAAGAAAAUUGUGGCUUCAAAUCAGGCUUGGCUGACUUCUUGUGCAUAGCAAUCAGUGAAACGUGACAUGCAUAACCAACCCUCUUGCACACGAUUGAUGAACAAACUGUGACGGGAGUUUUGCGUAGUGGCUUUCCCGUAAGAUUGGCAUAAUGUUAUAUAUGUGGUAUAUACUGUACAAUCAACAAGCUGCACUAGAAUGAGCUUACUGUAAUUGGUGAAUGAUCUAUUUGUCCCAAUUGUAACAACAUACACCCCAGUGGCUAAUCCACACACUGAGCAUGUGCCCAGAAGCAUCCACAUGACAGCUUCGACAUCCAUGUGAUAGCAGUGGAGUUCUGUGAUAAGUUGCUCUUGUGUAAGCUUGCAUUCUCGCAGUCUUAGUGAUGUUAGAUUCCAGUGCGUUUGCAGUCUUUGCACGGAACAGCUGCUUGCUUUCAGAUGCACUUCAAUCUCUUCUAAUAAAACCAACCUGCAGAGUUGAAUUGAUCUGUAA
Physcomitrium patens is the source of this 4801-nucleotide messenger RNA. The record is from RefSeq and is a predicted model, not a curated record. Lineage: Eukaryota; Viridiplantae; Streptophyta; Bryopsida; Funariales; Funariaceae.